GUAUAUAUAUAUAUAUAUAUAUAUAUAUAUAAUAUACAAUGAUGAUCACAUGGUUACUAUGUGACUAAGAAUUUGUGGUCACUUACUCUUAAUUUUAAAAUUUGAGAUUAAAACACAUGAACUUCAUUCUUUUAAUCUCAACAUUUUGUAUUAAAUUAAAGAAUGAGUAAUCACAAAAUCUUGAGUCACGAAUGAUCAUGUGAACAUUACUCAUAUAAUACAAGUUGUAAGCUAAUGAUCCAUGAUGAGCUCGGUGUUUGUCAAAAUGAAGUUGGAGAAAGCCCACUAAAUAGAUGCCACUUAAUAAUUAAAAAUUAAACAGGAAAGAUAUACAGAUAAGUAGUUAUAAUUAGGAAUAGUGAAGGAUGGACUUUAGGUAAAGAUGAAGUUUUGUGGUUGGCUUAAUCAGCUAGUUUGUUCAUGACAGGAGAGCGCUAAUUAAGCUAGUAUAGAUAGCUUAAUGAGGUCGACAACACGAGGGAGCAGCCAUAAUGUCGUUUUCGAUGGUUUCACAUGUAAAAGACUCGGUACCCUCCAAAAGCCAUUGCCAAUGGAUUUCAUCUCCAAUGGACAUAUCCCAUAUAUACAUAUAAAUACAUAUAUAUAUUUGAGCAUUUCUUGUUCUUGUUGCUUAAGGAAUCAGUUAUGAAGAACUCAUCGGUGUUCAUGGUGGAUUCCGUUGAUGAAGACUGUGAUUAUCUGUUCAAGGCGGUUUUGAUCGGGGACUCUGGAGUUGGGAAAUCAAACUUGCUGUCUAGGUUUUCGAAAGGCGAAUUCCGGCUGGAUUCCAAGCCCACCAUCGGUGUCGAGUUCGCUUACCGGAAUAUCAAGGUUGGUGACAGACUCGUCAAGGCUCAAAUAUGGGACACUGCCGGCCAGGAAAGAUUCAGAGCGAUCACCAGUUCAUACUACCGUGGAGCGCUUGGUUCGAUACUAGUGUAUGACAUAACUCGGCGAAAAUCCUUUGAGAAUGUGGAGAAAUGGUUGCGUGAGCUCCGGGAGUAUGGUAAUUCGGAUAUGGUUAUUGUUCUUGUAGGAAACAAAUUGGAUUUGAGCCACUCGAGAGAGGUCACCGAGGAAGAAGGUAAAAAUUUUGCGGAGGCGGAAGGGAUAUGUUUCAUGGAAACUUCGGCUCUAGAGAAUGUGAAUGUUGACAGACUUUUUUUGGAUAUGAUUUCUAAGAUUCAUGAAAUAACGAGCCACAAGAGUUUGGACACCAAAAUGGAUGAUCAAACUAGUGCGAGUCUUCACGCUGCGAAAGAAAUCAUUCAUAUUGAUGAUGAUAAUGAAGUCACGGCUACUAAACAACAAUCUAGUUAUUGUUGCUCAAGAUAAUUUUGCUUAGUUCAUAACUUCAUAUGUACACUCCAUGGAGUGAGAAGGAGAGGGAGCUUGUAUAGAAUUGAAGAGUUUUGAUGUUGAUUUCUUUCGGGUUGGUUAUGCUCGGAUCCGAUUUAUUAAUCCAUAUUUUCCAUUUUUACUUCUUACUA
This is a messenger RNA of Rosa rugosa (rugosa rose), 1490 nucleotides long. RefSeq names its product ras-related protein RABA6b. NCBI's taxonomy places the organism in Eukaryota, Viridiplantae, Streptophyta, Magnoliopsida, Rosales, Rosaceae. Gene Ontology annotation, cellular component: endosome. The coding region runs from base 646 to 1335 and encodes 229 amino acids. Gene Ontology annotation, molecular function: GTPase activity; GTP binding. The record is from RefSeq and is a predicted model, not a curated record. The transcript is spliced from 3 exons.